Musa acuminata AAA Group (dessert banana) is the source of this 892-nucleotide messenger RNA. RefSeq names its product small ribosomal subunit protein uS7-like. Gene Ontology annotation, molecular function: mRNA binding; structural constituent of ribosome; rRNA binding. The coding region runs from base 88 to 675 and encodes 195 amino acids. The record is from RefSeq and is a predicted model, not a curated record. The transcript has 4 exons. Gene Ontology annotation, cellular component: cytosolic small ribosomal subunit; ribosome. Gene Ontology annotation, biological process: ribosomal small subunit assembly; translation. NCBI's taxonomy places the organism in Eukaryota, Viridiplantae, Streptophyta, Magnoliopsida, Zingiberales, Musaceae.
CUCCGACCACACUCCCCUUGGUUGUCCUUUAGGGUUUUCCGCCGCUUGCGCGUUAGCUUGCCGUCGAUUCCAGGCAGCGCUGCCCCCAUGGCGAUCCAACAGGAUGUUAAACUCUUCAACCGCUGGUCCUUCGACGAUGUCGAGGUCAGCGACAUCUCACUUGCAGAUUACAUUGCUGUGACUCCUCCGAAGCAUGCUACAUAUCUUCCGCAUACGGCAGGAAGAUACUCUGCCAAGAGGUUCCGAAAGUCUCAGUGCCCAAUUAUUGAAAGAUUGACCAAUUCCUUGAUGAUGCAUGGUCGUAACAAUGGAAAGAAGCUUAUGGCUGUUCGCAUUGUUAAACAUACGAUGGAGAUUAUUCAUCUGCUCACCGAUGCAAACCCAAUCCAAGUCAUUGUGGAUGCUAUCAUUAACAGUGGUCCAAGAGAAGAUGCAACUCGAAUUGGGUCUGCUGGUGUCGUCCGACGUCAAGCAGUUGAUAUCUCACCAUUGAGGCGGGUUAAUCAGGCAAUUUACCUUCUCACGACUGGUGCUCGUGAAAGUGCUUUCAGAAACAUAAAGACAAUUGCAGAGUGCCUUGCUGAUGAACUAAUCAAUGCUGCCAAGGGUUCUUCCAACAGCUAUGCUAUCAAGAAGAAGGAUGAGAUUGAACGUGUUGCAAAGGCAAAUCGUUGAGCACGUGCGCUUGCAACCUGUCCUCGCUAUAUUCUGUGCAUUGUAGUCUUAUUUUUUUUGUGAUGCCUUGUUGGGUCCUUGGUUGCAUGAAGAUUUCCUCGUUAGCUAAAUGAAAAUAUUCCAUCAACCUUUUUUUUAUUCAGCUAAGCAGAAGAAGAGGUCAUUGUUGCUGGAUCAUUUUUAUAAUUUUCUUGAUAACUAGUUCAUCUUUGCUUAA